Molecule: messenger RNA, 1238 nt
Organism: Blastomyces dermatitidis ER-3
Lineage: Eukaryota; Fungi; Ascomycota; Eurotiomycetes; Onygenales; Ajellomycetaceae
Product: 60S ribosomal protein L25
Exons: 2
Coding region: 130-729 (199 amino acids)
Cellular component (GO): mitochondrial large ribosomal subunit
Molecular function (GO): structural constituent of ribosome
Source: RefSeq, a predicted model, not a curated record
UUUUAGUUUCUCCCUCCAACACGUGACCAAUUUUCACCACUUUCAAUCGGCGCCAACAUCAACAACCUCAGCAACCCAUCAUCAUCCUAAGGCUAAGAAAGGGGGCCACUGAGCCAGUAUAUAGCUCCAAUGGCUACUAAACAGGCUGCCGCAGGCAUUUUGGAGAACCUCCCUGUCCGGCUCCGCAACUUUUUCGCCCGCUACCCGCCGCAAAUAUACUCCGCAAAUGCCCUUGGAGCACCAAAACUACCAGAGGGUGUCGAGCCCCCAGCUCCAGCUCCAAGUCCCUAUACGCCAUCUCGCUCCUCUAAAGCUUCAAAAAUAGACCAAUCUGCCUUCUCAAUGUCACAGGCCUUCCUCCGCUCCGAUCCAGAACACCCAAACCCAUUCCUUCCAUACAAGAACCCCGAAACAGGGCGAUGGCGGGGCGCCAUGAUUUCCCUCCGACGGCAGAACGAAUUGGUCAAAUUAGCUGCGCAAUAUGGCGUUGAGGAACUAUUACCUCCCAGUCGCAAGUCGACGGUAUAUAAGGAGACGAAGGCUGUUGAGAAGGGAUUGAGAAUCCGCGGCACGGGUAUUGGUCAGAAGGUUAAGGGUCAUAAGUGGGAGCGGACGCUGGAGGUUAGGUUGGAAGAUCGGAAGAAGGCCAUGAUGGGUAUGCCGGCGAUGAUCAGGUUGUGGAAACAGCGGGGUCACGGACGAGGGUGGAAGAAAUAUCCACGGAAGUAAAGGGUAUCUCAAGAGUGGUGGGAGUUUAAUGUGCUUUCUAUUUUUAUUUUAUCUUUGCCCGUUUUCCUUGUCAAAUUUUCUCUUGUAUGAGUAUGGGUGCGGCAACUAGGUAUUAUUGUAUAUGUAUAUUUCUGGCUGCUUCUUUGCGUCUCCCAAAUUUUUUUCUUAUGGUUUGAUAUAUAUAUGCUACUUUUAGAAAUAGAAAACAGCAUGUCAUGUUCAGAAUAUCCCGCGGGCCAUGCCAAAUUAAAGGAUUUCUCCUCUGCUGCUUGUCGGAGCUUGGUCUCCGGGUUAACGGUGAAGUAUUCUUGAACUAUCUAUAAAUUAUGUCCGCUAGGCAGAAAAAGAGUCACAAGCGUGGUAAGGUAUCAGGGAGCGUGGCCAUUAUAUCAAUCCUUCGCAGCUUUCGUUAUGUACAUUCAUUACAUAUACUCAUAUCUAAAGCCAAUAUAUACAGGAUAUAGCUCACAACAUUUCUUCAUACAGCGGCUCAACAACUUGACCACUCC